Lactuca sativa (garden lettuce) is the source of this 1560-nucleotide messenger RNA. Its product is annotated as heat shock cognate 70 kDa protein. The record is from RefSeq and is a predicted model, not a curated record. Gene Ontology annotation, molecular function: ATP-dependent protein folding chaperone; ATP binding. NCBI's taxonomy places the organism in Eukaryota, Viridiplantae, Streptophyta, Magnoliopsida, Asterales, Asteraceae.
AUGUCUCAAAGAGGUAAAGGAGCAGUAAUUGGCAUUGAUCUUGGAACAACAUACUCAUGUGCUGGUGUCUGGAUUCCCAAAAAAAAUCGGGUGGAGAUCAUACCUAAUGAACAAGGAAACAAGAUCACUCCAUCAAUGGUGGCAUUCAAUGAUACAGAAGUCUUGGUAGGAGAGGGUGCAAAAAAUCAGAUCUCUAGGAACCCAACUAACACUAUAUAUGAUGUUAAGCGUUUGAUUGGGAGCAAGUUCGAUGAACCUCAAGUGCAUAAGGAUAUGGAGUCAUGGCCUUUCAAGGUCAUUAAAGGACCUUCAGAGAAGCCAUCUAUUGUAGUCGAGCUCAAGGGUGAGGAGAAGAAAUUUGCACCUGAAGAAUUAUCAGCCAUGGUUCUCAAGAAGAUGAAAGAGGCUUGUGAAGAAUUUCUUGGGACUGAGGUUACGGAUGUUGUGAUCACUGUUCCGGCUUAUUUUAGCAACAGCCAACGAGAAGCAACAAAGAAAGCAGGUAUCAUAGCCGGAUUCAAUGUUAUGCGUUUAAUAAAUGAGCCUACAGCAGCUGCAAUUGCAUAUGGUGUCGACAAUAUGACAGAUUAUAAGGAUAAAAACAUAUUAGUCUUUGAUUUGGGUGGUGGAACCUUUGAUAUAUCUCUUUUGAAAGUCGAUAAAACAGGUGGUAUUGAUGUGAAAGCUGUUGGGGGUGACACUCAUUUAGGUGGUGAGGAUUUUGAUGUAACACUUGUUAAUCACUGCAUAAAGGAAUUCAAGAAAAAACACAAUGACGACAUAAGUGGAAAUCCAAAAGCUUUGGCAAGAUUGAAAGUUGCUUGUGAGAAAGCAAAGAGGGACUUAUCAUCAACAACACUAACUUCAAUCGAAAUCGAUUGCUUAUAUAACGGCAUCGAAUUUUCCACUAAAAUCAGUCGUGGAAAAUUCGAGGAACUAAAUUCAAGUUUCUUUGACAAAUGCAUUCAACAAGUGGGUAGAUGUUUAAGUGAUGGGAAAAUGCAAAAGGAGGAAGUGGAUGAGGUGGUUCUUGUUGGUGGAUCGAGUAGGAUUCCAAAGGUACAAAGAAUGUUGGAGGAUUUCUUUAAUGGGAAAAAACUUUGUAAGAGCAUGAAUGGUGAUGAGGCUAUUGCAUGUGGAGCUGCAAUAUUGGCUGGAAGGUUAAGCGGAUUUGAAAAAGAGAAGAAACAAGAUAUGGUGUUGUUGGAUGUCACUCCUCUCUCACUAGGAAUAGCAGUUGAUAUUGUUGAAAUCGGUGAAAAAGAUUGCAUGAGUGUUGUUAUUCCAAGAAAUUCAAGCAUACCCACAAGCGUGAAAAAGAUAUUUUAUUCACAGGUGAAUCAAAGAACAGCACGUAUUUCGGUUUAUCAGGGUGAGGGCGUCAAAGUUAAGGACAAUAUAUUACUUGGGAAGUUCUCCCUUUCAAGUCUUACUCUAGGUUCAAAUGGGGAUUCAGAGUUGGAGGUGUGCUUCACUAUAGAUGUCAAUGGUAUCCUUUUAGUGUCCGCAGAGGAAAUGUCCUCGGGUCUGCGAAACUCGAUUACAAUCACCAAGAUCUGA